GUGCAGAGUAGAUAGUGGCCUUUUUCUUUCCUGCCUUCCAAAUGGAGAGUCUCAAUAUGGGAUUAUGGAAGAGGGUCUUUGCCAUCUAUGCCUGGAGUCUGGUGGCUGUUUCUGCUCAGAGGGUGCCUGCAGCUUCCACGGUCUAUGAAUGUAACAGGACCAGGAUCCAUCUGGUUGUCAAGAUGGACCCUUGGGGCACAGGCCUCAAGCUGGACCCACAGCAUCUGCUCUUGGGUCGCUGCUCUCCUUCCUUCGAGAACACUGCCCAGGGCCUCUUCCACUUUCAGUACUACUUCAAGGAGUGUGGCUUUGCACGGCUGGCGUCUGGCACAAUGGUUGAGCACUCUAGCAGCCUAGUCUAUAGGCCCUCGUCUUCCCGGAGCGGACUGUAUAGCAGCCCUUUUGUGGAGCAGAUUAACUGUACUGAUUAUGAGGCAGGGCCCUUGAGUCCUCCUUCACAAGUGACCACAGCCACCGGCCAGCUCUCUGCCUCCAGUGUGUUAAUGUUCACCGGGAUGCUCAUGAAUGAGGACUUCAGCGCGCCAUCUGACUCGAGGGUCUUUUUCCUGGGCUCGCAGAUCCACAUAGAGUUUGCUGUGCAGAGUUUCUUCCACCAGCCUCUGCGGGUUUUUGUGGACGAAUGCGUGGCUGCUGCCACUCCAGAACUGAACCAAUCUCCCCGGAAUUACAGUGUUGUUGCAAACCAUGGGUGCCUUGUGGAUGGCAGGGUUGCCAAUUCCCAUUUCCUCCCUAGACGGGCUCCUGAAGUGAUCCAUCUCUCUCUGCAGGCCUUUGAAUUCAUUGGGGUAAACGCUGAUAUCUACUUGCACUGCCACGUUUUGGUCUGGGACCCAGCUGUUCUCACCAACCCCACGAGGAAGGCCUGUUCGUUUCACAGAGACACCAACAAAUGGGAGCUCCUAGAUGACCCCUCGAGUUCUGUCUGCACCUGCUGUGACUCAACGUGCCAAGUGGCUGGGACACGGCACAGGAGAGAUCUGGGAGGUUCUUCUAUGGAAGCAAAUCCACAGCAAUCGCAUGUGGUGGUGGGCCGCUUCACAGUUCAGAAACCAGCUCAAAAUGCAGGCCACUAUGAGUGGGACUCAAACAGUUCCUUCAGUGUCAGAAGCCACAAAGGUGGGAAGCGGAAUGUGAUGCCGCCCGCUGUGGCUGCCCUUCUCCUGGAGAUGGCUGUGGUUGCUAUUCUCUCCCUGGGCUUCUGCUUCUAUAACGGCUAUCAGAAGAGACUCUGCUUACACUACAGGGAGGUUGGGGACCUGAUGACUCGGGGACUGGUGAAUGCUGAGCAGGACUGUAGCAGUAUUAAUGCUGAUGUAGAAUGUACUUAAUAAAAAAAAUGCUUAAUAAUAAUAAUAAUAAAUUUAAUUUC
Rhineura floridana is the source of this 1390-nucleotide messenger RNA. Its product is annotated as zona pellucida sperm-binding protein 3-like. Lineage: Eukaryota; Metazoa; Chordata; Lepidosauria; Squamata; Rhineuridae. Gene Ontology annotation, cellular component: extracellular matrix. The transcript is spliced from 10 exons. The coding region runs from base 42 to 1349 and encodes 435 amino acids. Gene Ontology annotation, molecular function: acrosin binding. Gene Ontology annotation, biological process: positive regulation of acrosome reaction; egg coat formation; binding of sperm to zona pellucida. The record is from RefSeq and is a predicted model, not a curated record.